Molecule: messenger RNA, 2956 nt
Organism: Sphaerodactylus townsendi
Lineage: Eukaryota; Metazoa; Chordata; Lepidosauria; Squamata; Sphaerodactylidae
Gene: VSIG10L
Product: V-set and immunoglobulin domain containing 10 like
Exons: 12
Coding region: 1-2403 (800 amino acids)
Molecular function (GO): protein binding
Source: RefSeq, a predicted model, not a curated record
AUGGGGCAUCCCAUGUUCCCGGCGCACGCCGCCGAGCCCUGCCCCCCUCCUGGCCUCCCUGCAGGACGGCUCCUGACCUACCCCAGGCCCUUGGGAGGGCAGAAGUCAGCCUGCAGGAAGACUGGGAGGGCCAGGCGGGCGCCACAGCGCAGUCCGGCUCAGGAGUUGGCCUGCCGCCACAGCACCCAGGCCGGGGGAGGGCAGGCUCUAGACCUUCAGACCUUCGCCCCACCCCAGCGGGGUCAGCCAGGCAUGGCACGCUGCUGGCAACAGGGUACCUGUCUCUCCACCGCCCUCACAGGCUGGCUGCUGGCCCUGCUAGCUUCUGCCCUUCCUUCCACCUGUCUGGAUAGACUUGCUGGGGACAACGUAUCUCUCGCCAUCCCGUUCUCUUUACCAGCUCCUGAAAUGGUAACCACCAUUGCCUGGAAAAAGAAUCAAAUCAACGUGGCCACAGGAUACUUCAGGCCCAAUUUCUCAGUCGUGGUUGAUUCUGAGUAUCUGUCUCGGUUCCACGUGGAUCCCAUCAGCGGAGGCCUCAAUAUCACUGCACUGAAGCUCUCUGAUUCCGAUGUCUACACAGUGGUGGUGGUGCCCGUCGGAAGCGUGGAGUCGAAGGCAGACGUCACGCUCAAGGUGUAUGAAAAGAUACACAGCGUCUCCGUGACCGUGUCACCUACGGAAGUGUUCGAAGGGAACAGGUCAGUGACACUAAACUGUGGCCCGGUCCAAGGAUCUGUCACCUGGACCAAGGAUGGUCAGACCCUGGGUGAGGACCCCCGAUAUGUGCUCACCGAUGGUUCCCUGAAGAUCAGCCAUCCUCAGCGUGCCGAUGCAGGUAACUACGGCUGCACCAUCUCCAACCCUUUCAGUAACGGGACCAGCACGGCUCAACUGACUAUCUACUAUGGCCCCGACACCCCGAGAAUCAACGUCUCCUCGACAGAUCCGGAUGCUGACAAGGAAAGCUUCGUGCUUGUGAAUACCAGUGUGAACCUCACCUGUCUGGCUCCCUCCCAGCCCCCAGCAGAGAUCUACUGGAAUGUGGCAGAUCCGGAGGACAACGUGGUGCCUUCUUCACCAAGUCUUCUGCUCCCCAGCGUGCAGCUGAAUCAGGCUGGAACCUAUUCAUGCUUGGCCAUCAACCGGCGCACCAAACUGCAAGUCCGAAGCACCUACCGUCUCACAGUUGCCCAACGACCCACUGGAUCCCCCCACUGCUCUGUGUCUUCAACAAACAAUGGCACUGCUUUGCUUUUUGCUUGUUCCUGGCCUGGGGGCUUCCCCGAUCCCCAUUUAAGCUUCCUGGGCCUGCCAGUGAAUAAGGAGGUCACUUCCUCUCACUUGGAGCACCUGGAGGUCUCUCCCUUCCCAGCUGGGCUCAGCGGCCAGAACAUCACUUGCUUGGCGAACCAUUUGACCGGUCAGAGGCAAUGCAGCAUCAUUCCAGAAGCCCCCUCAGGGGUCUUCCUCUCAUUCCAGGCCUCUGAGGACACAAGAAGGAUAGUUACCAUGGAAAUGGAUUGCCAGGGCACCUUCAACCCGGCAGAGAUUGGUUGGCUUCGGAGUGGGCAUCCGCUGGCUUCGGAUGGAGACCGCUUUAAGCUCAGCCCUGAUGGAACCAGGCUCUCCAUCUCGAACUUCACCACCCCGCAGGACCUGGGGAAUUACAGUGCCAACUGCACCAACCCACUGGGGUUCCAAGAUGCCAACCUCACGCUCAUUGGUCCCACCAUCUCAGAGUGGGAUCUGUCCCGCGGAACCGAGGCUGGAUCUGCGCACAUUGCCUGGAAAGUUCCCAGUGGAUCUGUAGUCACCGGUUUCCAGAUCCAGAUGCAGGGGCCUCGACAAGCUCGUUCUGCCUCGCAAUGGGAAACAAUUCAAGAGCUGGAAGCAACCAACCGGUCCACCACUGUGAUGGGGCUGCAAUCCCAGUCUUCAUAUUCCUUUCGGGUGGUGCCCCUCUUGGGAUCCCAAGCUGGAAACCCUUCUCAGGUCCUGACCCUACAGCCAGAGCCGCAUCUGAGUCCUGGAGCCAUUGCUGGAAUUGUGAUCGGCUCCCUCUUGGGCUUCAUUUUGAUCCUCGCCCUUCUGAUCUUGCUGAUCUGCUUUGUUCGCAGAGCACGCAACCAGAAAGUCCCUCCCACACCACCGGAGAAUCGUCAUCAUUACCUGUCUCGCCAGUUCCCCCAUGGUAAAGAGUCAAAUGAGCCUUCCUGGGGAAAUCCUCGCUGGUCCUCUGGAGACUCAGACAUCUAUACCAUCACCUAUGAAGAACAUCUGCGUAGAUAUGGAGGGCCGGCCACCUUGUCCUUUCAUAGCAGAGACAACGGUCACUGCAAUUCCACUUCUUCGCUUCCGCAGCCCGGCGCCAAGAACAUUCGCAGCGCUACUCAGGUCUGACUUUGGGAGGGCGCGUCAAGAGACUCGAACCGGGGAGCUGCCCGUUUAUGUGGGACUCCAGAAAUGGAGCUGUGCCUCAAUAGAAGAAGAAGAAGAAGAGUUGGUUUUGAUACCCUGCUUUUUCUGGUUUUCACGGAGUCUCAAAACAGCUUGCAAUUGCCUUCCCUUGCCCUCCCUACAACACACACCUUGUGGGGCUGAGAGAGUACUGGGACUGCCCCAAGGUCACCCAGCAGGCUUCACGUGGAGGAGCAGGGAAACAAACCUGGCUCGGCAGAGUCCAGUCUGCUGCUCGUGUAGAGGAGUGGGGAAUCAAACCCUUUUUUUCAGGGGUUAGAGCCUCCUGCUCUUAACCGCUAUACUACGCUAAGCAUGGGAUGCUAGCUUCUGGAAGACAAGCCUUGGUUUCUGAACAUACCUUGUGGGACCUUGUGGAAAAAGCCACCUAGCAAGCCCCAGUGUCGGAGACCAAGGUGUCCGGUGAGAAAUCUUUUGGCUAUAUUGCACACAGUCAUGGGAUCUAGGCAUUGGAAGCAUGGACAAUAUGAAGAAG